AUGAAGGUGCGGACUGUGUAUUCAUCCAUCCGUUUCUUCCAACCAACUCUUUACUUUUUACCAUUUUUAUACAAUCGAAAUUACUUCUUUCAAAAGUUGUAUCGUAUCAACGAAUUUCUAAUCAAAUCUCAAGAUAUUCAUCAACACAACAUUCGCCCAGUUGCUCAGCUCAAAUCCAAUACCUAUAUUGCAAAUCAUCACACGUCUUGGCCGCGCUGA
Messenger RNA from Botrytis fragariae, 219 nucleotides. RefSeq lists its product as uncharacterized. NCBI's taxonomy places the organism in Eukaryota, Fungi, Ascomycota, Leotiomycetes, Helotiales, Sclerotiniaceae. The record is from RefSeq and is a predicted model, not a curated record. The coding region runs from base 1 to 219 and encodes 72 amino acids. The transcript has 2 exons.